This is a messenger RNA of Salvia hispanica, 1837 nucleotides long. Its product is annotated as regulatory protein RecX family protein. Gene Ontology annotation, biological process: regulation of DNA repair. NCBI's taxonomy places the organism in Eukaryota, Viridiplantae, Streptophyta, Magnoliopsida, Lamiales, Lamiaceae. The record is from RefSeq and is a predicted model, not a curated record.
CGAGAUUUGAAAUAGUAUGAGAUGAAGUGGGAAUGUAGAGCAAUUGGGAAAUUACGCAGGGACCCCUCGGCGAUCUCAGAGUAGUUGCUCUGGCCAGUGUAGCGGUGCAAUAAAAUUGGGAAAUUUCAUGUGAGAUUGGAAUUGGAAUUCCAAUUCCAAAUCCUAUACUCCUUCCAUCCUUUAAAUUUAGAAAUUUUGAAGCGGAUUUAAUCGCGCUAGAGGAGCGGAUGUUCAAUUUUCAAAUGAAAUAAAAGCCGAAAACAAAUUUUGUGGGUUCACUCUCGUCAACUUCAUCCCAAAUCAAAGCAUGACAUACUUUUGUCUGAAUUUCUUCCAUGGAACAGCUAACAAAAUCCAAUUCUCACACUCUCUUGUUCCUUGGUUAAGAAGGAACAUCGGCUGCGCUCAAGGAAGGGGCUACAGUAGCUCUCCUCCUCUACUCAGAUACAUCACCGGAAAAGCUCUAAACAAGGAACAAAAUGGAACUACUUCUUUACCUCCGAGGGCAAGUGCUGAGGGGCUUGAAUUCCACAACCAACCAAACAGGAACAGGAGCCUUCCUUCUGAUGUAUAUAGUGGGUUCAAUCUGGCUGUGGAAGAAGAGAUUGAGGGAGAUUUUACGGCCGUGGCUGAUGAAUUCAUCCAAGAUCCCGAAGAUAGUAGUAGAAGAUACUGUGGGAUGCAAGAUGCGCAGAAUUCUGCAAUCAAGUUGCUUGCGUCCAGGGCAUUUACUUCUAUGGAACUGAAGAAGAAACUGGAAGGAAUGAAAUUUCACCAUGAAACUAUAGAUGCAGUCAUAACAGACUUCCAGAGCAGGGGUCUGAUUAAUGAUUACUUAUAUGCGGAAACAUAUACCCGAUCCAGAUGGUCUUCCUCAAGCUGGGGCCCUCGUCGAAUCAGACAAGAACUUUUCAAGAAGGGGAUAAGUGAAGCUGAUGCAGAAAAAGCGAUAAAACUAGUAUUUGUGAACAGUGAAGGUGACGAAGAUGAGGAUUCAGGAAUAGCCAUGUCAAAGUCUUCAAUUGACCAGUUAUAUGCUCAGGCCUCAAAGCAAUGGCAGAGAAGUCAAGGCGCAUUACAAGAGACACGGAAGUCGCGAAUAGUCCGCUGGCUUCAAUAUCGUGGCUUCAACUGGAGUGUGAUCAAAUAUGUAUUAAAGAAGUUGGAAUCUGGGGGUCCUUCCUAAAGCAAUCGUCAUUGUGCUGCUUCCUGUAUCAGGUGUGAUAGAUGACGACUCUGCCUUGAGCCAUUCUUGACAGGCCUACCUGUUCAAGCUUGGAUUGACCAGAUGAGGUUAAGUACCAGCAGUAAAUGACGGAAGUAACAAGUAGGAGGUGGCUGCCGGAGUGGUUCCAUUCCAGAUACCAAAUUACAGUGCAUCGAUACAUGUAAAGAAUAGAAAUGGGCACAUCUCAAUCUGAUUCUCGAGUUGUGAAUGGUAGUCAUGCCUGGGGUUCAGUGAAAUGUAUAUGUGUUGUAGGUGUUUGAAAUUUUGGAUGCACGAACAGAGCAAGGAUGUUUUGACGUUUCUGGUUGAGCAAGGUGAUGGACCUCUUUACCCACUUAUCAUCUGUCAUUACAUGUACUGCCUCCGCCUCACUGUAGUAGAGACGUUUCGUUUUUAUUACUCGUUUUGAAACGAUAAUAAAUAGUUAAAGUGCAGAGAGAGUAAAGUAAAUAAAUACUGAUGUUGAUAAUAGUCUUCUUUUCAUUAUUAUCUCUCUUAUUCUACUUUCUCUCCACUGUAUCUAUUUAUUAUCAUUUUUCUAAAAUGAGUGCUCAAAACGAACCGCAUCUACUACCGUAUGACUUCAGAACACUAUUUAUUUUCUCUCUU